Messenger RNA from Fusarium musae, 870 nucleotides. RefSeq lists its product as uncharacterized. Gene Ontology annotation, cellular component: membrane. The coding region runs from base 1 to 870 and encodes 289 amino acids. The record is from RefSeq and is a predicted model, not a curated record. Lineage: Eukaryota; Fungi; Ascomycota; Sordariomycetes; Hypocreales; Nectriaceae. Gene Ontology annotation, biological process: protein N-linked glycosylation; N-acetylglucosamine metabolic process. The transcript has 2 exons. Gene Ontology annotation, molecular function: beta-1,4-mannosylglycoprotein 4-beta-N-acetylglucosaminyltransferase activity.
AUGGUACCAAAGGCUUUGUCUAGAGGCAUUCUGGUCAUUGGCAUUUGUUCCUUGCUUUGGUGGGCUCUCCGAACCCUUCACGGCUCUUAUGCUGUAUUUGCCGAGUCGCUACAGUCGAUAGACCUUCUGAGCCCGACUCUUGAUCAUGACUGGAAGACUUCAGAGCUCUAUGCCUCUAAGGCUACGCACGAUCUCUGUUCUGCCCAUGGCUACUCAGCUUUUGUUCCCAAAAGUCCCUCACGCGAACGAAAGAUCUACGAUAUGCUCAUGAUAAACGACGAGCUGGAUUUUCUCGAGAUACGCCUCGAUGCAUUAUACGACUACGUCGACUACUUCAUCAUCGCCGAGUCAGCCAAAACAUUUCAAGCCAAUUCGAAACCCCUUAUCCUCAAAGACAACUGGGACAGAUUCCGUCGCUAUCAUGACAAGGUAAUGUAUCACGAACUAACCUUCCCAUUCUCCUUCGAUCCGCAUCGUCCCUGGGACUACGAAGACCUUCAGCGAGAUGCCCCCUUUGACCAAGUCAUGCUCCAUCUCGACGGGCCAAGAGCACCCAACAAAGGAGAUGUUCUAGUCGUAGCCGACGUCGAUGAAAUACCCCGUCCACAAACCCUCCUCAUCCUCCGAUACUGCAACUUCCCCCGCCGGCUAACACUCUCCUCCAAAUUCUACUACUACUCAUUCCAAUUCCUGCACGCCGGUCCGGAGUGGCAACACACCCAAGCAACCUACUACCAGGGACACCAAACCCUCAAACCCACCAAUCUUCGCAAUGGAGAUGGAGGCUUCCGUCCGUUACGCUUCCUCGAGAGGGGCGUAUCAAUUUCUCAACAAGAUGACGAGCUUUUCUCAUCGGUGGAUGAAUCGUGA